Molecule: messenger RNA, 2285 nt
Organism: Cottoperca gobio
Lineage: Eukaryota; Metazoa; Chordata; Actinopteri; Perciformes; Bovichtidae
Product: NADPH oxidase organizer 1-like
Exons: 8
Coding region: 187-1698 (503 amino acids)
Biological process (GO): superoxide anion generation
Cellular component (GO): cytoplasm
Molecular function (GO): phosphatidylinositol binding; superoxide-generating NADPH oxidase activator activity; protein binding
Source: RefSeq, a predicted model, not a curated record
CCUCUGCAUGUGUGCAUCCUUUCCUCCAGCCCUCAGGUGUGUUACGACUCCGCCUCCGGUGAGUGGAGAGUAUAUCUACGGCAGCAAACUCUCCGAAACAGCACCUCAGCAGAGUCAGUUCACCGGAGACUGAAGGGCAAUAAAGCAGCUAUUCAUCGCGAGAGCUGAGACAUUAACACGCGCACAAUGGCUGGUGAUAAACGCUUUGUAAUCAGUGCCCGCAUUAUCGGAGCCGUCCACAGAGACUUACCCAAACUGAAGAUGUUCAUGAUCUCUGUGUUAUGGUCUGACGAGACUGAAGUGAUUGUUUACAGGUCCUUCCAGGAUUUCAAGAAAUUUCAUAGGCAGCUGAAAAAGAGAUUCCCUACCAUGAACCCUUUCAGGAAAAACGACAGAGUGAUCCCCAAAUUUAGAGGGCAGGCCAGGAAGAGCAGCCAGAAGAAAGGAUCCAAGCGAUCAGUCCAACGCAUGAAGUUCCUGGAGAGCUACUGCGACAAACUGCUCAAGUGCGACCAAACUGUAACUCAGAGCUCAGAGCUGGAACAGUUCUUCAUGCCCAAAGACCACGACCUGCAGUCGGACUUCACCAAGAACAGCAUCAUGAUCCUGAUGUCGGAUGAUCUGCCUGAUGGCUCAGGCGGAGGAGGAGGGAAUGUGACUCGCCAGCAUGCAGGCAGCGUCACUCACCCGUUUAUCACCCAGACUUACUGCUGCGUGUCUGCAUACGAGACAAAGGAUACCAAGAACCGUCCGUUUAAGGUCGCCGUGAACGAGAAGCUGGACGUGCUGAUCAAAGAUCCUGCAGGUUGGUGGCUGGUGGAGAACGAAGAUAAGACUCUGGCUUGGUUUCCUGCUCCCUACUUAGAGUUAUUGGACGGCGAGGCCGAGGAUGACGCUGGAUUCCAGCUUGCAGGUGCCCUGUACUGUGCCAUGAGGAGUUACACGGCGAAGAAUAAUGACGAAGUGUCCGUGCCCAUCGGCUCUGUGGUGGAGGUGCUGAGGAAGUCUGACAACGGAUGGUGGCUUAUCAGUUUCAAUGGCAAAGGUGGAUACAUCCCCUCCAUGAACCUGCAACCUUACAACAACCCACGAGCAGGCCUUUACACCCUGCAGAGAAAGCUGCACAGCUCCACUCUGAACCUGUCAACCCCCAGGGAAGCUCAGACUCUUCGUCCAUACAGCAUCAACGAAGAAGACGGCCCACACCCUGAGUCUGCAGGUCAGUCCAGAGGAGAGCGCGGGCGUCUCCUCAGGGCCCGAUCUCUGGAUGUCCUCUCUGAGACCUGGUCGCAAACACAGAUGGAGAGAGACGCCUCAACCGCAGAUGAUGCCCGUGCACGCAGCAUGACCGACGCGAGCGACACGAGCGACGCGGGCUUCUCCGACUUCUCCUCAAGCAGCGAAUCCUCCUCGAGUUUAAUUGAGGAAGCGCAGAAUCAGGGCCGCACAGGAAGUCCUGCAGCCUCCCCCCCCCGGCCUAGUCUCGGCGAAAUCGCUCUCAGCCUCUCCAACACUAGCUUCGAGAGCACUGGAUCUGCCAGCUCCAAAGGCAGCGAGACGUCAUCCGUGGCUCCCCGGGUGCCACCCAGACCCAAAACAGAGGAGAUCCUGACCCGCUGCACCACCAUGACCCGCAAGGCAGCCCUGGCCACCAAGACCCGGCUCCAGAUUCAGCCGGAGUCCAUCUACCGUCGCUAGGGAGUCACAAUCCUUAGUUAUUUAGUAUUGAUGUAACAUAUUUGACCUGUUCCACCUCACAGGUUCUGUCAGUCAAAUGUGUUUUGUGCAGCAUCGUACAAAGAUGAAAGUACGCUGAAUACUAUGAUGAUGUCUAGAAAUUUCACUUUCAAAUGGAGCAUAGCACCUUACGAUUGAAUAUUUCACUCAGUAGGAUAAUAAUAGUAAUAAUAAUAAUAAUAAUAAUACUUAUGUAGCUUCAGUGAAGCGUUCGAAGGAGAAGAAGAAAUGUAUGUGACGUUGUCAUACAGUAGUAAACUCAUAUUUUCUCUAGCUUUGAAGCCACUAAUGUGGUUUGUUGGAGUUGAAAAGUUAUUUACACUAAACUGUUUUAUGUAUCCUCGUUUAUUUUGACAGCUCUGAAUUGUUUGAUUAUAGAAAAGUUAUCAUUAAAUUAUUAUGCAUGUUUGCUAUAUCAUUCACAACAGUAAUUUAUCUUCUUUCUAUUAUUGUCCCUGUAAGUACAGUAUGUGUUGCAUUAUAACUUGUUCACGAUACAGCUUCAUACUGUGACGUUUGACAAAAACAUGUUAAUAAAAUCUAAAAAU